Messenger RNA from Olea europaea var. sylvestris, 2514 nucleotides. RefSeq names its product putative metallophosphoesterase At3g03305. The transcript is spliced from 4 exons. The coding region runs from base 5 to 2326 and encodes 773 amino acids. The record is from RefSeq and is a predicted model, not a curated record. NCBI's taxonomy places the organism in Eukaryota, Viridiplantae, Streptophyta, Magnoliopsida, Lamiales, Oleaceae. Gene Ontology annotation, molecular function: hydrolase activity.
ACUAAUGAGGAAUUGGGUUAAAAACACCAUCAGAAAGCGCAGACCUGCCGAAGUCGAAAUAAAGACCAAAGAAGAAAUGAUCCUAUCAGAAAGAAUUAUGAAUUCAAGAAUGAGUAUUCUUCUCUCAUUCGCCAUUUUCUUCCUAUUCUUCGCAAUCCCGUUAGCACCAUGUUUAGCAAGCCCUUCUGAAUACCAAUUCCACAGUGAUAUUAAUGGAAAUGGUAAUAGUAAUAGUAAUAGUAAUAGAGAAAAUAUGCAAGCAAAGGGUGGACCAGAGGAUCUGGUGUGGGUGGUGCAGCUGUCUGAUCUCCACUUCAGUGUGCACCACCCUGAAAGGGCCCAAGAUUUCAGGGACAUUGUGGGCCCCACUCUCUCCUUCAUCAAACCUUCAUUAGUUUUCAUCACUGGUGAUCUCACUGAUGGCAAGAGCAAGGAUUUAUUAACAAUGAAACAAGAUGAAGCUGAGUGGGUUGAAUACCAGAACAUCAUGCACGACGUUGUUAAAAGGAGUGGACUUAAUAAGAGCGCCUUUUACGAUCUCAGAGGAAAUCACGAUAAUUUUGCUGUACCAGUCAUUGGUGGGCCAUUUGACUUCUUUUCAAAAUACAGCCUUCAUGGGCAGCUAAAAAGAAGUGGCAAAGUCAGUAGUAUCACUGUCGAGACAAGCAAACGGAAACUUCUUUUUGUUGGGUUUGACAGUACUAUGUCUACUGGGUUACGAGGCCCAACCAAUCUGUUUGGUCAUCCGACUGAUGAAUUAUUAACCGAAAUAAGUUCCGAACUUUCACUAUUGGAUUCUCAAUCAGCUUGGCCAGUUACCAAGAUCUCCUUUGGGCAUUUUCCUCUUUCAUUUUCUGCAGCCUCAAAUUCUGGAAAAACCCUCAAGGAUGUAUUCUUGAAAAACUCUGUAAUGGCUUACUUAUGUGGGCAUUUACACACUAGAUUCGGUAAGAAUUUAAAACGGCACCAUGAAUCAAGUCAUCAUACACUAUAUUCCAACCGAUUAUUCCAGUUGAAUGCUCAUCCAAAUCCUUCAGAAAAUACAGCCAAUUCUAAUGGUGAAAUAAUUGAAGAAUUCUGGGAAUGGGAAAUGGGUGACUGGAGGAAGAGUAGAGCGAUGCGCAUUUUGGCGAUUGAUCGUGGGCUAAUAUCAUUUGUUGAUAUCGAUUUUAAGUUGGGAGUGAAUAAAACUAUUAUACUUCCAACAUUUCCACUUGACUCACGCUUUACCACAUCAUUUCAAAACCAGAAUUGUCACACAUCAGACCCUUCUUCUUGUGGAACUGUCAGAGCUCUGGUUUUUCCUGCUUCUCCAAUUGUGUCAGUCGUGGCUAUGGUCUAUGAUACUAGUCCUGAAAAGCUAGUUGUAGUGCUGGAGACACCCAUGACAAAGCUUGCAGGAUCCCGGGGGGACCUCUAUGUUGCUCCAUUGAAUUUCAAAGCUUUUGAGGAUCCGUCUCCUGAAAGAUUUUUAUUGCAAAUACAGGCAACUGAUAUUAUGGGCAAAUCAACUUAUACUGAACGAAGGCCGUUUUCAGCAAAUGGUCAUCAUGCCAGGCUUUCAUGGAGUUGGAGAGAGUUUUUGGUUAUGGGUUGUCAAUGGGAUGCCUUGUACUACCCGAUACUAUGGUCCUUAUAUUAUUUAGCAUUCUCCAUUCUUCUCUUUCCAAAAGCAAUCCUCUCAUUUUCAAAAAAGCAGUACACAUAUAAGAAUUUUAAAGCCAAUAGAUGCGUCACCUAUGGCCUUGCUUGGAUUUUUAAGGAGUUGUAUGAAGUUCCGAUGGUAUGGUACUCUAUGGUAGGUUACAUGUUGUAUCUUGUGUUAUGUCCUUGGUUUUCUGGUCAAAUUUUGUCUGAAGGUAUAGAACGAGGAUACAUGACGUACAGAGGUUGGGUAUUGAAAAUCAAUAAAAUGGAAAAGUUAGAAUUUCUCGGAUUUCCAGAUGUAAUGGUAGUCGUUCUUCCUCAUAUUUUUUUCAUAGUUUUGCCUGCAUAUACAGUGAUCAUGGCAUUAGCAGCUGAAAAGGGAAUAUUUCAUGAUCAUCUUCUUUCUGUUUCAAGUAAGAAAAAGGAUGAUCACGGUUCAGAAAACAAGGAUUCCGCAUUGAUGAACAAUUGCAAAAAUAGAUCAGAAUUCAUUCUGUGCAGACGGUGGAUUAGGAAAAUUCUCCUGGCGAUUUCUUUGUUGAUUUGUUGGAGGCAUUUCAAGAACUGCAGAGCUCUUACAAAAGCGUACGAGAUGAAUCCAAUUAUCCAUUAUCCGGUUUAUAGCCUUGUGAUUCCACUGAUGUUGGCGUACACCAUCUACAAAACGCGAAGAACUUGAUUUGCAUUUCCAGAAAAUAGGUUGGCUUCACCAUUCAAGUAGUAGUUGUCUAGUAGCAGAACAUAGAUUUAGCAAAGUUACACACUUUUCACUUCUCAGUGUCAUUAGCUCACACUUCAACUCCAAAGAGCUUAUAUUAUACAUUGAUGCUUCUUUUAUUGAUAUAGUUUUCAAACUAUUCUUUACUA